Messenger RNA from Chelonoidis abingdonii (Abingdon island giant tortoise), 1570 nucleotides. RefSeq names its product small nuclear RNA activating complex polypeptide 3 (gene SNAPC3). Gene Ontology annotation, cellular component: snRNA-activating protein complex. Gene Ontology annotation, molecular function: core promoter sequence-specific DNA binding; bent DNA binding; RNA polymerase III type 3 promoter sequence-specific DNA binding. Gene Ontology annotation, biological process: snRNA transcription by RNA polymerase II; snRNA transcription by RNA polymerase III. The record is from RefSeq and is a predicted model, not a curated record. NCBI's taxonomy places the organism in Eukaryota, Metazoa, Chordata, Testudines, Testudinidae.
GGCGUGCUGUAAACAUGGCUGGAAGCAGUGGGAGUGUCAGCGGCGCGGUGCCGGAGUACGAGGUGCCCGAGUUGCACACGCGCGUGUUUCACGUGGGUUCCUUUGGCGCGCUCUGGAAGCAGAAUCUGCACAGGGCAGACCUGUCUUUGCAGGAGGCGGUGGCCGAGGACGGGGCUGCCGCCGUGGCUGAGGAUUUGGGCUGCGGGCUGGAGACUGCAGCGGAGCUUAGGGCUGUGUGCAGUAUUGACAUGUUAAAGUCCCCUGAUAAAGAAGAAGAUCCAGAGAUUAUUUCUGAAGACAGCAGCCUAGUAACUCUUCGAAUUAGAAAGAAGGCCCUGGAGAGGCGAGAAGAAACCAUAAUUGUAGAUCGCACUUGCAGACAAGAAACAUUUAUUUAUGAAAUGGAGUCUCAUGCAACUGGAAAGAGGCCAGAAGAUCCAGCAAAUCUAAUUGAGGAAGGAGAACUUUUCCUAACUCUGAACAUCUUCUAUCCUGUCAUAUUUCAGAAGCAUAAAGAUCAUAAACCUUACCAGACAGUGCUUGUGUUGGGCAGUCAAAAACUCACUGAGCUCAGAGACUCCAUUUCCUGUGUCAGCGACCUUCAGAUGGGUGGUGAGUUCAGCAGCCACCCUGACCAGGCACCAGAGCAGAUUAGCAAGGAUCUCUACAAAUCUGCUUUCUUUUAUUUUGAAGGCGUUUUUUACAAUGAUAAAAGGCACCCAGAGUGCAGAGAUCUGAGCAGAACAAUUAUUGAGUGGUCAGAAUCUCAUGAUCGAGGCUAUGGGAACCUUCAGACUGCUAAAAUGGAGGACUACACGUUUAAUGACUUGUCCAUCAAAAUUGGUUUUCCAUACCUCUUCUGUCACCAAGGAGAUUGUGAGCAUAUCAUUAUCAUCACAGACGUAAGGCUUGUUCAUCAGGAUGACUGCCUGGACAGAACCCUGUAUCCCUUGCUAAUCAAGAAGCAUUGGUUAUGGACUAGAAAAUGCUUUGUAUGCAAAAUGUAUACAGCCAGGUGGGUGACUAAUGAGGACAGUCUCGCUCCAGCGGACCCCUGUUUCUUCUGUGAUGUUUGUUUUCGAAUGCUCCAUUAUGAUGCAGAAGGCAAUAAACUGGGAGAGUUCCUUGCUUACCCUUACGUUGACCCAGGGACUUUCAACUAAGGCUUCAACAAGAACGAAUUCAGUGAACUGGAACCAUGAAUCUGCUGCAGUGGCGGUUGGGUGGUUCUGAACAGAUGCAGUCUGAAAUACUGCUUAGGCCAUCGUUCAUUUGUUCAGUAGCAGGGGUUCCUGCGCACAUCAAGUUUUUGAAUCUUGUUGGUAAUUUAGAAAGGGAGCAUUUACUUUUACACAAUGAAUUAGUGUGGAGGAAACAGCCUCAGCCAUGCUUCAUUUUAACUAUAAAAAUGUAAAAGUACUGUUUACUAAAAAAAAAAAGAGGAGAAAAAAAAAAGGUGCUUACAGUACAUUAAAUGUGGAACUAUAGAUUUCUACGCAGAGAGACUAACACGUACAAAUCUGGGUGUCCAAAGCUAGGGUCCUGAAUAAAAGAAAUCUGAUCUUUAAAA